AUGUGAGGCUGAUGUGCAGUAUUGAGGUUCUUAGAGGGUUUCCUUCUGAGAGGCACUGUGCGUGGAGAACAGAGCUGACAGGCCUCGGCUGUAAUCUCAGCUCUUCUUCAUCCUAGCUGUGACUGUAAGGCCACAAAUCAUGGCGGCCGCGGCGGGGGCUCCUGGGCUCUCCAAGCUGCAGUUCGCCCCCUUCAACAGUGCCUUGGAUGUGGGCUUCUGGCAUGAGUUGACCCAGAAGAAGCUGAACGAGUAUCGGCUGGAUGAAGCUCCCAAGGACAUUAAGGGUUAUUACUACAAUGGGGACUCUGCUGGGCUGCCAGCUCGCUUAACAUUGGAGUACAGUGCUUUUGACAUGGGUGCUCCCACGCCAGCCCACUGCUGCCCGGCCGUCGGCACACUGUAUAACACCAACACACUCGAGGCAUUCAAGGCUGCAGAUAAGAAGCUCCUUUUGGAACAAGCCGCAAAUGAGAUAUGGGAAGCCAUCAACUCGGGCGCUGCUCUCGAAAACCCUGUCCUCCUCAACAAGUUCCUUCUCUUAACAUUUGCCGAUCUGAAGAAGUACCACUUCUACUAUUGGUUUUGCUGCCCUGCGCUCUGCCUGCCAGAGAGCUUACCCCUCAUCGAGGGGCCUGUAGGCUUGCAGCAGAGGUUUUCGCCAAAACAGAUUCAAGCCCUGGAGCAUGCAUAUGAUGAUCUUUGUCAAAAAGAAGGGGUCUCAGCCCUACCUUACUUCUUAGUCAAGUAUGAUGACAACGGGGUGCAGGUUUCCUUGCUUAAACACUACAGCGAUUUCUUCCAAGGUCAAAGGACAAAGAUAACAAUCGGUGUAUAUGAUCCCUGUAACCUAGCCCAGUACCCUGGAUGGCCUCUGAGGAAUUUUCUGGUCCUUGCAGCCCACAGAUGGAGUAGCAGUUUCCAGUCUGUUGAAGUCCUCUGCUUCCGGGACCGCACCAUGCAGGGCGUGAGAGAAGUGGCUCACAGCAUCAUCUUCGAAGUGAAGCUUCCAGAAAUGGCAUUUAGCCCAGAUUGUCCCAAGGCGGUCGGUUGGGAAAAGAACCAGAAAGGAGGCAUGGGGCCGAGGAUGGUGAACCUCAGCGAGUGCAUGGACCCGAAAAGGCUAGCUGAGUCAUCAGUGGAUCUAAAUCUCAAACUGAUGUGCUGGAGAUUGGUCCCCACUUUGGACCUAGACAGGGUCGUGUCUGCCAAGUGUCUGCUGCUCGGAGCUGGCACCCUGGGCUGCAACGUGGCUCGGACCCUGAUGAUUAGCCAUUUAAACUGUGUAGCUUCCAGGAAGCCAAAAGGCUGGGGCGUCAGACACAUCACUUUUGUGGACAAUGCCAAGAUCUCCUACUCCAAUCCCGUGAGGCAGCCUCUCUAUGAAUUUGAAGAUUGCCUCGCGGGUGGGAAACCCAAGGCUCUGGCUGCGGCAGACCGGCUUCAGAAAAUAUUCCCCGGAGUGAACGCCAAAGGAUUCAACAUGAGCAUCCCCAUGCCCGGACACCCAGUGAACUUCUCCAGUGUCACCCUGGAGCAAGCCCGCAGGGACGUGGAGCAGCUGCAGCAGCUGAUCGAAAGCCAUGAUGUCGUCUUUCUGCUGAUGGACACCCGGGAGAGCCGGUGGCUGCCGGCUGUCAUUGCGGCCAGCAAGAGAAAGCUAGUCAUCAAUGCCGCCUUAGGCUUUGACACCUUCGUGGUCAUGAGACAUGGCCUGAAGAAACCUAAACAGCAGGAGGCUGGGGACUUGUGCUCUAACCACCCUGUGGCACCUGCUGACCUCCUGGGCUCUUCUCUUUUUGCCAACAUCCCUGGCUACAAGCUUGGCUGCUAUUUCUGCAAUGAUGUGGUGGCCCCAGGAGAUUCCACCAGAGACCGGACCUUAGACCAGCAGUGCACUGUGAGCCGCCCAGGACUGGCCAUGAUCGCAGGGGCCUUGGCGGUGGAAUUGAUGGUUUCCGUUUUGCAGCAUCCAGAAGGGGGCUACGCCGUGGCCAGCAGCAGUGAUGACCGCAUGAAUGAGCCUCCCACCUCUCUGGGGCUUGUGCCCCACCAGAUCCGGGGAUUUCUGUCACGGUUUGAUAAUGUCCUUCCUGUCAGCCUGGCAUUUGACAAAUGUACAGCUUGUUCUUCCAAAGUUCUCGAUCAAUAUGAACGAGAAGGAUUUAAUUUCCUAGCGAAGGUGUUUAACUCUUCACAUUCCUUCUUAGAAGACUUAACUGGACUUACAUUGCUGCAUCAAGAGACUCAGGCUGCUGAGAUCUGGGACAUGAGCGACGAUGAGACCGUCUGACGUGCCCCUUCUCCCUGCUGAGGCGCCGUGUUCGGAGCAGGACUGGGGACCCCGGGCCCGCACCCCCGCCCUUUCCGCUCCCUGUACCUUGAAGACUGGCGCCCUCCCUCCGCUGCCCUGGAGCUUCGGGUGUUCUCCAUUUCCCGUGAUCCUGCUGGUUCUGAGCUAAAUAAUAACCUUGGCUUUGGCAUGGCCGUUGGUCUGGGCCCUGGCCGCCUCCAUCGCGGUGCUUUGUUCUGGUUGUCGCAGCAUUUAGUAGUCAGGUUCCCAGACCUGUCACGCCACAGCCCCCAGGGGUGUCAGUGAGGACAGGCAGGAGCCUGCACACCCCCCGGGAGCCUUCCGGGACCAGCCCCUCACUGUGGCCUGUUGGAGAGGGAGGGAAGUGCGUGGAGCAGGACAGAGGGGACCACACUCGUCCCAGUGGACCCAGAGCAGCUGGCCAGUGGGCCCCCGGCAGCUCCACCUCCCACUCAGGGGAGCUUUCUGCUGCUGCUCUUCCCGAUGGACUCGCCAAGGACGGGUCUCACGGCCGGAUUCCGGCCCAGAGAAGACCACUCGCGGGUGGUCACACUCCUGCGACCCUGUGAGGAUGUUCCUCCCCCGCUGAGCCUCUGUCAGGUGCUGACCACAGCGCGGGGCAGCGAGGCCUGCUGGCAUCUGCGGCCGGGCGUCUCUCCACAGCCCGCCCUGUGAAGGUGGGGGAGCCCCAUGCUCUCCUCCCACUUCCAUUUAUUCUUGUAGCGUCAUCUCACCCGUCAGAGUGAGGCGGAAGUCAGUGUUCACUCACCAGGAGGCUCUUGGGAGAGUGGGGUUUCCACGCUGCCAUUUUGUGUGCUGCUUCUCGCAGAGCUAAAACUGAGUUUCCGGCUGGUGUGUGGGGUCAGGGCCGCCACGCCCAACCCCCUCCCUGGGCGCUGCGACCCCGGAGGCAGAGGGUCACACACGUGUGGUUUAAGAGCACUUUAUUAUUGUUCUUAAGGCUACUUUUAAGUACAAAAAAAAGAUGGCCUGCCAAACCUUUUUUUUCUUCUUCUUCCAGGAAAAACAGGCCACAGAGAAUGGUAUAUUACAGAUGUACAGACACGGAGCGCGCUCAGGAAGCACCGCGGGCGGCGGGCUCUGUGGAGAGGCUCCCUGGGUGCCUCUGGGGGCGUCCUUCCCCGGGGAAGGGCCCGUCCCGCCCCCCACCUGCCCGAGCUUUCUGGGCCGCCUAUCCCAGAUAGGCCGGCGCCCGCGCCC
Molecule: messenger RNA, 3532 nt
Organism: Condylura cristata (star-nosed mole)
Lineage: Eukaryota; Metazoa; Chordata; Mammalia; Eulipotyphla; Talpidae
Gene: ATG7
Product: autophagy related 7
Exons: 20
Coding region: 140-2290 (716 amino acids)
Biological process (GO): protein modification by small protein conjugation; autophagy of mitochondrion; C-terminal protein lipidation
Cellular component (GO): cytoplasm; phagophore assembly site
Molecular function (GO): Atg12 activating enzyme activity; Atg8 activating enzyme activity
Source: RefSeq, a predicted model, not a curated record